GAAGCACUGUGGUUAAACAAGUCGAGUGAGAGUUGCCACAACCAACAACAAGAACUCUCUUCCCUUGAAUCUUUCUCCUCAUUUAUAUUCACAUGCAUGAAUAACGUCCCCUUUGAAUUCCCUCAACCAUUCUAUCUCAGGUAUCACGCACUCCGCAUUCUCUCCGGUGGCCACCACCAGCCACCUACAAAUGUACUCAAACUCAUUCUUCACAUAGCCGCUUGUUUCAACGUACCUAGCACACUGGACACACUGGUUGAAUCGUGGGUUUAUGUCGAAGUGUCGUGCGUAGGAUUCGAGAUAGCCUAUGAACUGUUUCUUGGAGGGGUAUUGGGGGAAGUGUGGUGGGAAUGGAAGGUUGGGGAGCUGACAGAACUGUUUUGGAAGAUGGAGUUUUAAUCUGUCGUAGAUUCGUUUUUGCCAAAGUGAGGCUAUACAUUCGGCUCGUUAUUUCAUAAACAGAUUUGAUUCCAUCUGAAGGCAAAACGUAACAGGACGAAGGUGAAAGGAUUGUGAAAGCAAUUAUCUUCCACCUUUGAAUGAGGAGACACUGUGACGCUUCACCAACAUGGACGUUCGGAGUAUGGGCAAUCGUUACUUGGCCCAACUCACCCACACCUCCCUCGCACGUGCCGUCCAUGCUCACAUCCUCACCUCAGGUUUCAAUCCAUUCCCUCUCAUCAUCAACCGUCUCAUCGAUCAUUACUGCAAAUCCUCCAACAUCCCUUACGCUCGCCACCUGUUCGACAGAAUUCCCAAACCAGAUAUCGUCGCAACUACCACCCUGCUUUCCGCCUACUCUGCUUCUGGCAACAUCAAACUCGCCCAUCAACUCUUCAACGCCACCCCCUUGACCAUUCGUGAUACAGUCAGUUACAACGCCAUGAUCACUGCCUUUUCUCACAGUCACGAUGGUCACGCCGCUCUCCAACUCUUCAUACAAAUGAAAAGGCUCGGUUUUGUUCCCGACCCGUUUUCCUUCUCAAGCGUUCUUGGCGCCCUGUCUCUGAUAGCUGAUGAAGAGAGGCAUUGUCAGCAGUUUCACUGUGAGGUUCUCAAGAGGGGUGUACUCUCUGGGCCUUCUGUUUUGAAUGCUUUGAUGAGUUGUUAUGUUUGUUGCGCCUCUUCGCCUUUGGUGGACUCUUGUUUGUUGAUGGCAGCUGCUAGGAAGCUCUUUGAUGAGGCACCUCUUGGUCUGAGGGAUGAACCUUCUUGGACUACCAUCAUUGCUGGCUAUGUCAGAAAUGGCGAUCUUUUUGCCGCGCGUGAGCUUCUUGAUGGAAUGACUGAUCACAUUGCCGUUGCUUGGAAUGCCAUGAUUUCUGGCUAUGUGCACAGGGGUUUUUAUGAGGCGGCGUUUGACUUGUUAAGGAAAAUGCACUCCUUGGGAAUUCAGCUGGAUGAGUACACUUACACCAGUGUAAUUAGUGCUGCUUCUAAUGCUGGGUUGUUCAAUAUUGGAAGACAGGUGCAUGCUUACGUUCUAAGAACAGUGUUGCAGCCAUCACAACAUUUUUCUUUAUCUGUGAAUAAUGUUUUGAUUACUUUCUACACUAGAUUUGGUAAACUGGCUGAGGCGAAGCAAGUUUUUGACAGGAUGCCUGUGAAAGAUCUUGUUUCAUGGAAUGCAAUUUUGUCUGGGUAUGUCAAUGCUCGGUGCAUUGAGGAAGCUAAUUCCAUUUUCAGGGAAAUGCCAGAGAGGAGCCUGUUGACGUGGACUGUGAUGAUAUCAGGCUUGGCACAAAAUGGGUUUGGAGAAGACGGUUUGAAGCUAUUCAACCAGAUGAAGUUAGGGGGAUUGGAACCAUGUGAUUAUGCAUAUGCUGGAGCAGUUGCCUCUUGUUCUGUUCUGGGAUCAUUAGACAAUGGACAACAACUACACUCUCAGAUAAUACGAUUAGGUCAUGAUUCAAGCCUCUCAGCUGGCAACGCACUGAUUACGAUGUAUGCUAGGUGUGGUCUUGUUGAAGCCGCUGAUACAGUGUUUGUUACCAUGCCGUAUGUGGAUUCAGUAUCCUGGAAUGCCAUGAUUGCAGCUCUUGCACAACAUGGGCACGGUGUCAAAGCCAUUCAACUCUAUGAACAGAUGUUGAGGGAGGAUAUAUUACCUGAUCGGAUAACUUUUCUCACAAUUCUCUCUGCUUGUAGCCAUGCAGGUUUGGUCAAAGAGGGACGCCAUUAUUUUGAUACAAUGCAGGCUCAUUAUGGUAUAACCCCAGAAGAGGAUCAUUAUUCUCGUUUGAUUGAUUUGUUAUGUCGUGCUGGUAUGUUCUCGGAAGCAAAGAAUGUCACGGAAUCAAUGCCUUUUGAGCCCAGCGCACAAAUUUGGGAGGCUCUUCUUUCUGGUUGUCGGAUUCAUGGGAACACGGAAUUAGGUAUUCAAGCUGCAGAAAAGCUCUUAAAGCUUAUGCCACAGCAAGACGGAACCUACAUUAGUCUUUCCAAUAUGUAUGCCACUUUAGGUCAGUGGGAUGAAGUUGCCAGGGUGAGGAAAUUAAUGAGGGAGCGAGGGGUUAAGAAGGAACCUGGGUGUAGUUGGAUUGAGGUUGAAAACAUGGUCCAUGUCUUUUUGGUUGAUGAUGCUGUACACCCUGAGGUGCAUGCUGUGUACAAAUAUCUGGAGCAUCUGGUACAUGAAAUGAGGAAAUUAGGUUAUGUUCCUGAUACGAAGUAUGUAUUACAUGAUAUGGAAUCUGAACAAAAGGAAAAUGCUUUGUCUACUCAUAGUGAAAAGCUUGCUGUUGUUUACGGAAUUAUGAAAAUUCCUUUAGGAGCUACGAUUCGGGUUUUCAAAAAUUUGAGGAUUUGCGGGGACUGCCAUAGUGCAUUCAAAUUUAUCUCCAAAGUGGUAGAUCGAGAGAUAAUUGUCAGAGAUAGGAAGAGAUUUCACCAUUUUAGAAAUGGUGAAUGUUCUUGUGGCAACUAUUGGUAGCAAGAGGUUCUGUUAUUUGAUUAUCAUCAAGUGUUAAUGUUAACAGCACUCCGAUGAAUUUUAGAAUAUAUGAAAUGCAACCUAAAGCCUUUGCAACGGGGAAUUCAGAAUGGAGACUGGUAUCAUAUUAGAAUGCCCCAAAAUAAAAGGGUUGAUCACUGGAUGAAAAUUUGUCUUAUGCUACUCUACUCCUCCACACUGAUACUGAAACCAAAUGUGAGAGCAUAACAAAAACACGAGGUGACGUGCUGUUUAAUCCUCUUGGAAGCAAUUACCCUUUGUCUGUAUCCUCUCCAUAGCAGCAACUUCGAUCUGAAAGAUGAUACAUUAGAUGGAAUUUUGACCGUCCAACUGACCACUGCAUUAAGAUGCAUGGAGAGAUAAUUGAACUGUUCAUAAUUUAGUUUUUGUAGAAAAAACUAACCUGUAUCUUAGAAAACUAAACUAAAUUAAUUAUGUAUUAAACUGAGAUGAAAUAAAUUUAG
Molecule: messenger RNA, 3417 nt
Organism: Vigna umbellata (rice bean)
Lineage: Eukaryota; Viridiplantae; Streptophyta; Magnoliopsida; Fabales; Fabaceae
Product: Pentatricopeptide repeat (PPR) superfamily protein
Biological process (GO): RNA modification
Molecular function (GO): zinc ion binding; RNA binding; protein binding
Source: RefSeq, a predicted model, not a curated record